CCCCCAUGCGUACAUCUGAACAGUAACGCCAUUCACUGACAACCAGAUACUUUACUCUGUUUUGUGUUCUCUUCUUCUGUAAAAUAUGAGGUAUUUGCUGAGUUUGGGGCACUCGUUUGCCCGACUUCAUGUCCGUUUAUGUCACCAAAGUGUUUACAGCAGCAAUGCAAAUACACGAAGACUGGUAGUGGACCUUGGGGAGAAGAAACUUGAGAUCUCUUCUGGGAGGUUUGCUAGAUUUGCUGAUGGAUCUGCUGUAGUCAAGCUGGGAGAAACCUCUGUCAUGGUGACGGCUGUGAGCAAAACCAAACCAUCUCCAUCUCAGUUCAUGCCUCUUGUGGUGGACUACAGACAGAAAGCAGCUGCUGCAGGUAGAAUCCCGACUAACCAUUUGAGGCGAGAGCUGGGCAUCACGGACAAUGAGAUCCUCACCAGCAGACUCAUAGACAGAGCGAUUCGACCGCUGUUCCCUGCUGGUUACUUUUAUGAUACUCAGGUUGUUUGCAACCUGCUGGCAGUUGAUGGAGUCAAUGAUCCAGAUGUGCUGGCUAUUAAUGCAGCGUCCGCUGCUCUGGCCUUGUCCGACAUCCCCUGGAAUGGACCCAUAGGUGCUGUGCGUGUUGGCAUGAUUGAUGGAGAGAUGCUGAUCAACCCCACACGGAAGGAGAUGAAUUCCAGCACUCUGAACCUGAUUGUGGCUGGAGCUCCCAGCAGUCAAGUGGUGAUGAUUGAGGCGUCUGCAGAGAACAUUCUGCAGCAGGACUUCUGCCAUGCGGUGAAGGUUGGAGUCAAACACACCAACCAGAUCGUACUGGCCAUCCAGCAGCUGGCGCGAGAACAGAAGGUCAUUAAGCGCACGCCGGUGAAGAUCUUCUCCGCCCCGGCUGCCAUGGUGGAGCGCGUUCGACAAUUAGCCUCCAAAAGGAUUUAUGCUGUUUUCACUGAUUACUCCCACGAUAAGAUUUCAAGAGAUGAAGCAAUCAACAAAGUUCGACUAGAAACUGAAAUGGAGCUUAAAGAAAAAUUCCCCGAGGCUGAUUUCUUCGAAGUUAUGGAAUCCUUCAACACGGUGUCCAAAGAAGUCUUCCGCAAUUUAAUACUACAUGAGUACAAGAGAUGUGAUGGGAGAGAGUUGACUGCUUUAAGGGACAUCUCUUGCGAAGUGGACCUCUUCAAACCGCUGCAUGGCUCAGCGCUGUUCCAGAGAGGACAAACACAGGUGCUGUGCAGCGUCACGUUUGAUUCCCUGGAAUCCAGUAUCAAAGCAGAUAUUAUCACCACAGCUUUGAGUGGCAUCAAAUCCAAAAACUUCAUGCUUCAUUAUGAGUUCCCUCCAUAUGCAACCAAUGAAGUUGGAAGGAUGGGAGGAACCAACAGGAGAGAGCUUGGACAUGGGGCUCUGGCUGAGAAAGCCUUGAGGCCGAUUAUUCCCAAAGACUUCCCUUUUACUAUACGGGUCACAGCUGAGGUGAUGGAGUCAAAUGGAUCCUCCUCAAUGGCUUCAGCUUGUGGAGGCAGCCUUGCUCUAAUGGAUGCAGGUGUGCCCAUCUCUUCUGCUGUGGCAGGUGUGGCAGUCGGCCUCAUCUCUACGGCCAACCCAGAGAAACCCACUGAGAUCCAAGACUACAGAUUACUGACGGAUAUUCUGGGAAUAGAGGAUUACCUUGGAGACAUGGACUUCAAGUUGGCGGGCACAAACAAAGGCAUCACUGCUUUACAGGCGGACGUGAAGAUCCCAGGUUUGCCUCUGAAGUUGGUCAUGGAGGCCAUCCAACAGGCCACAGUGGCAAAGAGGGAAAUCCUGGGUAUCAUGAACAAAAGCAUAGCAAAGCCAAGAGAGUCAAGGAAAGAGAACGGACCUGUUGUUGAAAAAGUCCGGGUGCCUGUUUCCAAACGAGCACACUUUGUUGGUCCAGGGGGCUACAACCUCCGCAGGCUACAAGCUCAAACAGGUGUGACAAUAAGUCAGGUGGAUGAGGAGACUUUCUCUGUGUUCGCUCCAACACCAGGAGCCAUGAAUGAAGCCCAAGACUUAAUCGGUGACAUCUGCAAAGAUGAUCAAGAACAGCAGCUGGAGUUUGGUGCUAUCUACACGGCCACCAUCAUUGAGAUAAGGGACAUUGGAGUGAUGGUGAAACUUUAUCCCAACAUGAGUGCUGUCCUGCUGCACAACUCACAACUGGACCAAAAACGGAUCAGACAUCCAAGUGCUUUGGGUUUAGAGGUGGGGCAGCAGAUACAGGUGAAAUACUUUGGACGGGACCCAACAGACGGCAGGAUGAGACUUUCACGGAAGGUGCUCCAGUCUCCGGCUGCAACUUUGGUCAAAACACUAAGUGAGAAACAGAGCAUCUCCAUGAAUCCGAACAACGACCAAACCACCGGCACCGAUGUGUGAAUCUCCAACUCUACGGGAUAACUUCUGACUUUGCCACCAAAGUGGAUUCAAAUGGAAUAGAUGAAACUAUUAAACAGUUUUGUGGUGAAAUCUACCAGACCAAGAGCGACAGAUCGAUUCACAAACUGAACCAAGUGCUGUAUAUAAAGAGGUUAACCCUGCUGUGGUGGGUAAGGGGUGAUAAACUGCACUGGAGUGAACUGGACCUCAACAAAUACACCGUCCUGCUCUCAUCGUGCUUCAGUCCAUAAGCACAAACGGACAUUUGGAUAUUAAUGAGACACAUUUUCAAGAGAUAUACAUGUUUUACAUUUUAAUUUUCAACUUCUAUAGUGUAUGGUUUUCAGAUUUGCACCCCCAGAACUGACGGCAUCGAGCAGGUAGAGGGGUUUCUUAUGUUUUUAUUUUCUGUUUUACCUGCUUUCCCCCAACAGACACACUGCUAUGUAAGGAUUUCUUAUUCACGUGUGAAAGUAGUGCCUCUUGUGGUAUGAGACUUCUAUAUGUGGUGUCAAAAGGGUCUCCUAGGCUGAUAUCGACAAAUAAAGCAAAGAAAGUGGGAGAAGGGGACAAAAAAAAACAUAUUCUCUUAAUGUUGUGUUGCAUUUCUAGUAAACAUGAGCAGUUUUUAAAUGACAAUUUCUGGUUGCUUUGUAGUGGCAAGUUCACAACCUUUUCUAGCAAAGAAAUACUGCAAAGAAAUAAAGAACUAGACUUUACUCUAUCCCAGCAUUCAGAUGCCAACAAAGAAACACACAAAGUGCUACAUAUUGUUCCCAAAGAGGAAAAAGGUCAGGGCGACCAAUCUACAUAAACCAGGUUUUAGAUUGUAAAACACUGGUUACAAGAUAUGAUGAUUUCUUUUUUUUCCAUUUAGGCUGCUCAAAAAUAUUUACUAAUAAACUGAGAUGGUAUGGAAAUAACUUCUGUGUCUGUUUGGCUUACCAGUGCAGGAAACCUAAAUAAAUUCAUAAAAAAUGAU
Molecule: messenger RNA, 3380 nt
Organism: Notothenia coriiceps (black rockcod)
Lineage: Eukaryota; Metazoa; Chordata; Actinopteri; Perciformes; Nototheniidae
Gene: pnpt1
Product: polyribonucleotide nucleotidyltransferase 1
Exons: 28
Coding region: 86-2398 (770 amino acids)
Biological process (GO): mitochondrial mRNA catabolic process; mitochondrial RNA 3'-end processing
Cellular component (GO): mitochondrion; cytosol
Molecular function (GO): polyribonucleotide nucleotidyltransferase activity; RNA binding; 3'-5'-RNA exonuclease activity
Source: RefSeq, a predicted model, not a curated record